AUGGCGCCCACCCACCCUGGCCACUGCCCUGGCCACUGGUGGAUGGCCUGCACGGCUGUGGUGGAAAAACUCCUCUUCUCAGUUGUCCUUAUGGGCUGGGUCUCGCUGCUAAUCAUGCUCAAGUCAGAGGGCUUUUACUCCUACCUGUGUACUGAGCCAGAGAAUGUCACCAACAGCUCUGAGGGGGGCACAGCACUGCCAGAGCUAGAGGAGUUGGGCUGGCUCAGCUGCCAGACCCAGGAGGAGAAGCUAAACUUGGCUUUCACCAUGGGCUACUUUCUGCUCAGUGCCAUCAGCCUUCCCCUGGACACUGUUAUGGACAAAUAUGGCCCCAAUAUGCUCAGGCUGCUGGGCAGUGCCUGCUUUGCUGUCUCUUGCCUGAUGAUUGCCUAUGGCGCCAGUAAUCCGAACUCCAUGUCCAUGCUCAUCUUCAUCACCCUGUCUCUGAAUGGCUUUGGUGGGAUAUGCAUGACUUUCACCUCACUGAUCCUGCCCAAUGUGUUAGGGGAUCUUUGCUCUACCUUUAUUUCCCUGAUGAUUGGCUCCUAUGCCUCUUCGGCCAUCACUUUCUCAGGAAUCAAGGUCAUCUACAAUUUUGGGGUCUCCUUCAUCAUCAUUCUCGUGGUCUGGGACAGCUGCUCCAGACUGGCUUUCUUCAACUGUUUCUUUAUCUGGCCCCUAGAACUUCCUUGGCCGGAAGACAUGGACUACACGGUGAAGAUCAAAUUCAGCUGGCUGGGCUUUGAUCACAAGAUCACCGGGAAGCAGUUCUACAAGCAAGUGACCAUGGUGGGCCAGAGCCUGAGUAUGAAGACGGUUCUGAAGAGCCUGAUGAGAAAGACACUAACCAAAACCUGGACAAGAAGAAGCGGGACUGGCAGGUCCAGAAGGUCACCAACGCCAUGCGAGCCUUCACCUUCACAAAUUCCAACUAUUUGGGGAAUUUUUGUCAGUUUGGGGAUGACUUUCGGCAGUGUUCAAUGCUUACUUCUGGCUCUGUGCUCUGGCUUGAAUCCCUUUGUUGGCCAUGUGCAAAGUAAGUUCCCUGCCCAUUGUACUGUUGCUUCUGCCAAUUGA
Messenger RNA from Sorex fumeus (smoky shrew), 1077 nucleotides. Its product is annotated as large neutral amino acids transporter small subunit 4-like. The record is from RefSeq and is a predicted model, not a curated record. NCBI's taxonomy places the organism in Eukaryota, Metazoa, Chordata, Mammalia, Eulipotyphla, Soricidae. Gene Ontology annotation, molecular function: neutral L-amino acid transmembrane transporter activity; L-amino acid transmembrane transporter activity. Gene Ontology annotation, biological process: neutral amino acid transport.